AUGGGUUUGUGCUCGAAGAAAUGUAUAGAGGAUAUAAACUGCGAGGUAGUUCCAAGUAUGUUUGCUGGACUAAUGGAGUUGAGCAGAGAGCAACUGAUGGCCUUGUCGUCAGCGGUGAACAUUGAUUCUGUUAAGGAAAACAUUGUUAACAAAAAUACUUUUUGUCGGGAUGCUUUCAUCACCCUCUUGUAUGCUUGUGCUAAACGAAAGGCUAUUGCACAAAGUAUUGUACGGUGGUUAACCGGUCCACCCGAUGAAAUUGACUUCAUAAAUGGCUGGUCUUCUUCAUUGUCCGUAUGGCGGGAACAGUUACCUGGGUUGCAGGAUUCAGAUGUGCAAACGUUUGCUGAAUGGUUGCUUUUUCUUUGUGAAUACCCACUAUAA
This is a messenger RNA of Cooperia oncophora, 384 nucleotides long. Lineage: Eukaryota; Metazoa; Nematoda; Chromadorea; Rhabditida; Trichostrongylidae. The record is from the annotation of a GenBank genome assembly.